Messenger RNA from Lingula anatina, 2049 nucleotides. Its product is annotated as sodium/hydrogen exchanger 9B2. The record is from RefSeq and is a predicted model, not a curated record. Gene Ontology annotation, cellular component: membrane. Lineage: Eukaryota; Metazoa; Brachiopoda; Lingulata; Lingulida; Lingulidae. Gene Ontology annotation, molecular function: antiporter activity. Gene Ontology annotation, biological process: proton transmembrane transport.
UGUUGCUCACUGCCUUAAAGACGCAUCCCUGGGGAUUUGCACUUUACACCCCCAACAUGGAUAACUCUGUGAUAAAAUUCCUGCAAGACGCACAACUUGACCACAAGGUGAAAUUUUUUGAUGAUCUGGGUGUUUGGGUCCUUAAUGACAUGAAACUUGUCAAAGUCGACGAGCAUCUCAGGGAUUUUAGUAAAAAAGAAAAACAGCACUUCGAAAAGGCGUUACAGAAAUUGGAGAAGACAAAGGAAGGCGUGAAGACAGAUGAAAAGGCCACCCUCUGUUCUGGGCAGAAAUUGGGAGAGGAGGGAGAGGUCUUCACUGUCAAUGGUCAAAGCAGAACCAAGCACCAUGAAGCCGAGGAGGACAGAGAGGCACCCGCCUCUAGGGGUUGCUGUGCGAGCCUCUCUGCCAGCUGCGCCAGAACUUGCCGCCCAUGCAGUGCUAAACACAACCCCCUACCCCCCGGGGCUUCAAGGGGGGACAAGUUGAAGCACGCUUUUCUCUGCCCACCCCACGGCCUCGUGGCCAAGAUGGCGGUUCUGGUAACGUCAGCGGUGAUGCUGUGGGCAUGUCUAUGGGCCGUCACUGGAAAGGAAGCGCUCCCUGGCGGCAACUUUUUCUCCAUACUUGUACUGCUUAUUUGCUGCACGAUCGGUGGAUAUGUGUCCCAACUCUGCCGUCUACCGCCGCUGUUUGGCAUGCUGGUGAUUGGUUUCUGUCUACGUAACAUACCUUACAUCGACAUUGCUAAACAUAUUCAGCCAGCGUGGGCAUCAUCUCUCAGGUCUGCCGCACUGGUUGUACUCCUGGUGCGAGCUGGGAUAGGCCUGGAUCCUGUGGCACUGAAAAGACUGUCCUGUGUUGUGAUACGGUUUGCUGCCAUACCUUGCUUCGUAGAAGCUGCCGCAGUCGCUGUACCCAGUCACUGGUUGCUGAACUUCGGCUGGGACUGGUGCUUUAUGCUGGCUUUUGUAUUGGCGGCUGUUUCCCCAGCAGUUGUGGUUCCGAGUAUGCUUCACGUGCAGGAGGAGAGACUGGGUCUAGAUAAAGGUAUCCCAACCCUUGCCAUAGCCGCAUGUAGCAUUAACGCUGUGAUCGCCAUCAGCGCCUUCGGGGUGUUUCUGGGUAUUGCAUUUUCCACAGGAGAGUUGGCAUUAACAAUAGUCCGAGGUCCCCUGGAGGCUCUGCUAGGUGUUGUGUAUGGUAUCGUCCUGGGGGUCUUGUUGUGGUAUGUACCACAUAGACACAGUAAAAGUAUUGUCUUCUUCCGUACUUUCCUGGUGUUUGGAGGUUCACUGUUUGCAUAUUUUGGAAGUAAAGCCGCCAAGUUAUCAGGUGCAGGGGCUUUGGGAAGUCUGGCUAUUGCAUUUGUGGCUGCCCAGGGAUGGAGAAGACAAGGUUGGAGCAAUGACAAGAACCCAGUUGGUGCUGUGAUGGCCAAGUUUUGGAUCAUCUUCCAGCCAUUGUUGUUUGGUCUGAUGGGGGCAGAGGUGAAAGUGGAAGACUUACAAGGAGGCAAUAUUGGAAUGGGUUUGGCCGUGCUGUUCAUUGGACUAUUUCUCCGGCUGGUAGUUUCAUUUUUCACAGUAUUUGGCACAGACUUGAAUAUGAAGGAAAAAAUCUUCAUGGCCAUCAGUUGGUUUCCUAAAGCUUCUGUUCAGGCUGCUAUUGGCCCUGUAGCAUAUGACACAGCUAAGGCUUAUAAUGCUGGCCCAGAGGUCCUAGCACUAGGAAAACAGAUACUGACAAUUGCUGCCCUGUCAAUCCUCAUAACAGCACCACUCGGAGCGGCAGCCAUUGCACUAACUGCGCCACGAUUCUUGAAGAAAAUCCCCAAGGAGGAGGAAAACAUUGACAAAGACAACAUGGACUUUGAGGCUCAAGGAGACAAUGAAAGCAAAUACCAAGAGGGCGAGAGUUCCAAACUGUAAUUUGAACAGUUUUGAGGGAAAUAAUUUUGAUUGUUAUGGGUGACAUCUUUCAAAGUGACGGAUCCAGGAAGACUUUAUUUUUGACAGCAGAUCAAUGAACUCUUGUUUGGUAAAUCUG